AUGCGCCGCCGCACCCAGAAAUCCCUCACCCACCUGCUCAUCCUCCUCUUCAUCCUCGGCCUCAUCCUCUUCCUGAACCGUCCCGCCUCCCCGCAUAAGCUCUUCGCCUGGCACCGCGUCACGUACCGCACGCGCGCAACCUCCCUCCCGGCCCCGAACGGCGUGUGUCCGGGCCUGUCGGAGUCGGGGCGUCCAGCGCUGGUGGUGUCGCAUGUCGACAGCGACGGAGACACGGGGUGGUUGGAGGAGUUGAAGACGAAGUAUCACGUUUGUGUAUAUCACAUCGACACGGCCUCGUCAUCUGACAAAGAAAAGAAAACCUUGCAAGUCCCCACCAACCGCGCCCACGAAUCAAUCACCUACCUGACCUUCCUCAUCGACAACUACGCCUCCAUCCCUCGCUCCGGCGCCGUCUUCAUCCACGGCUCGCGCUUCGCAUGGCACAACGACGACCCGGCCUACGAUAACCUCUCCCUGCUGAAGAGUCUCAACCUGCCCUUUGCGCUGCACGCGUCCGGGUACCAUAAUCUGCGGUGCGACUGGAGUCUGAGCACGUGUCCACCCUCGGCGGGGCCGCAGGGCAGUCUGGAGAAUAGUGUGCAGGCGGUGUUGCAGCCGUGGAGUGCGAGGACGGUGUCGGAUCGGGGGUUGCCGAAGGCGUUGGAGGAGAUUUUUGGCUCGGGAAGUCGACUCGGACGAACAGACACAGUGCGGGCGCAGUGCUGUGCGCAGUUUGCGGUCAGCCAGGAGGGCAUCUGGCAGCAUUCCCGAGAGGAGUAUGUCGCGCUGCGGCAGUGGUUGUUGGACGGGAUGGAUGGGCGGCGCGGGGCGGCGCCGAAGGACGAUCGCGUGGCGGGCCGGAUGGUCUCGUAUAUCUGGCAUAUUCUGUUUGUGAGGCGCGCGGGCGACGGCGUGGAUCUGGGCGAGCUGAAUCGGCGGGCGUGUCCGUCCGCGGAGGAAUGCUAUUGUCGGUUGUAUGGACGGUGUGGGCUGCGGUGUGCGACGCCGGGGAGUUGUCUGGGGCAGUAUGCGUUGCCGAAGCAUUUGCGGUUGCCGGAGGAUUGGGCCGAGAGGCAUUCGUGA
Aspergillus steynii IBT 23096 is the source of this 1083-nucleotide messenger RNA. RefSeq names its product DUF3431 domain-containing protein. The record is from RefSeq and is a predicted model, not a curated record. Bases 1 to 1083 code for a protein of 360 amino acids. The transcript has 3 exons. NCBI's taxonomy places the organism in Eukaryota, Fungi, Ascomycota, Eurotiomycetes, Eurotiales, Aspergillaceae.